UCCGUGGUGCGUUGGAAGCGUUGCCGGCGGAGAUGUCGAGCUCGGAGGAUUUGGCUGCCCUGGCAGAGGAGGAUCUGCUCGACUUUCUGCUGAAGGACGAUGCUCCCUGCACUGAAAUACUGGGGGAGGAGAACAGCCUGCUGGAAGAGUGGGGCCUCUCGGAGCCCGAGUUCCUGAACAACAAGGAGAUGGACACCUUCAUCAGCUCCCUGCUGAGCCCCUUUGUCGAUGAGCCAGUGCUGCCGCGUUACUCCCCUGCUGACAGUGACAGCGGCAUUUCCGAGGACCACAGUUUGUCCCGUAGCCCUGGCAGUGACUUUGCCAGCAGCCCUCGGAGCUCAGACGUCGUGCAGUUUGAUCACAAUUACUCCCUUCAUCAGGAUGGGCCCGUGCUGGAGAGCGUGAAGUCUGAGGUGGCAGAAGGAGAUGUUUCCAUUGACCUUGAGACAUGGACAGGUUUAGAAACCCCAGCUGAGACACUGGAAGAGGACUCGGCUUUUCCUUUUGCUGUCGCUGUGGAUGCUGGACCCCAGUAUGUGUCUGGAGCCGCCAUGCAGUUCGACUUCCCAGAGCUCAUCCUGACAGAAGAGGAGAGGCAGCUGCUGGAGAAAGAGGGGGUUUCGUUACCCACCAGUCUGCCGCUGACCAAAGCUGAAGAGCGGCUCCUGAAGAAGGUGCGGCGGAAGAUCCGAAACAAGCAGUCAGCCCAGGAUAGUCGCCGCAGGAAGAAGAUCUAUGUGGAUGGCUUGGAAAACAGGGUGGCAGCCUGCACAGCUCAGAACCACGAGCUGCAGAAGAAGGUGCAGCUGCUGCAGAAGCAGAACAUGUCCUUGCUUGAGCAGCUGCGGAAGCUGCAGGCGCUGGUGAGGCAGUCCACGACCAAAACAACCACGGCCAGCACUUGCAUUAUGGUCCUCGUUCUGUCCUUCUGCCUCAUUCUCUCUCCCAGCCUCUAUUCCUUUGGGAGCAGAGGGCCGCAGCCGGAGCUCCGAGUGCUGUCACGGCAGAUCCGCGAGUUCCCCAGCCAGGUUUGGCAGGCAGCACCUGACGUGCAGGAGGACGCUGCGCUGGAGACGCUUAGUCCAGAGCCUGAAGACCCUUCGCUUUUGGGCCUCCUCAACCAGUCCCGGGAAGAGGGGCAGAACCUACCUAAGCCCAACCCCAGGUCCUCUUUCAACAGCAACUCCUCCUCCGACCCUCCGGUGGCAGCGGGCUCGGAGCUGGGCCCUCCGCAGCCGCAGGAGCAGCGCCCCGGCAGCGCUGCCCAGCACUCGGCAGCACCGGCACCUUGGGAAGCCAAGAGGCAGCAGUGGGUGGAACGCACUGCCAGCGUGGUCAUCCAGCCGCACCGCGUCGAUGAGAUGUGACCACCCCAUCUCCCCUGCCAGGGCCCUGCCGGGCACCCUGUCGAGAAGUGACGGACAGAAAACUGUGUUCCCAGCUAAUCUAUCAAAGCAGAUGCUUUUAGAUACUCCCUGAUUGCGGGCAGCUCAGCAGGUUUGUCAUGUUAGAGGUGACCUGCUGGUCCACACUGCCCUGUGUGUCCAUAACAGGCGCCUGUCGGAGAUGAGGUGAGAUAGGAGCCUCGGGGAGCUCCUAUCUAGCUGCUGUUUUCCUGCUGUGCUGCCCACGUGGCCUGUGGCCCUUGCUCACGGCGGGGCUCACUGGGGAAGGGCUGGUGUGUGGGGCUGAGGGCACCCGGUGAUGCCCCAUCUGCAGGGCCAGAGAGCUGCUGUGCCUAUGGGCAGGCGCCCUGCCCCGCUUCCCCGCGGCUGGGUAGAGCUGGACAGGCCAAGGCCUGUACUCCUUGCUGUGUGUGGCAGCCACGGGGGUCUGUUUGUCCCCUGUUGUCACCUCAUUUCUGUGCGGCGUGCUGGGCUGGCUGCCAGCCUUCGGUACCCUUCGGAGUGCCCGGCCCCUGCGCAGGCGCUGCAUGCCCCCCAUUCCUGCUCGCGCCAGCCAUGGGCACAGUGCAGCUCCUGGUGCACCUGGGGAGGGGGCAGCCCUUUCCCAGCUGUGCAGGCACCUGUCGCCCAUCCAGCUUUUUGGGGCUACCCUUUCCACGAGCCCGGGAGCAGGACUCCGGAGUUCCAGCGGGGAGAAGGGGCAAGGCUCGUACCGGGCAGCCAAAGCAGGAGCGGCAGAGAGCAGCAGAGCUGCUUGCUUUCCUGCCGGCUCCGCAGGCAGCCC
Molecule: messenger RNA, 2190 nt
Organism: Nothoprocta perdicaria
Lineage: Eukaryota; Metazoa; Chordata; Aves; Tinamiformes; Tinamidae
Gene: CREB3
Product: cAMP responsive element binding protein 3
Exons: 10
Coding region: 33-1367 (444 amino acids)
Biological process (GO): regulation of transcription by RNA polymerase II
Cellular component (GO): nucleus
Molecular function (GO): DNA-binding transcription factor activity, RNA polymerase II-specific; RNA polymerase II cis-regulatory region sequence-specific DNA binding
Source: RefSeq, a predicted model, not a curated record